Molecule: messenger RNA, 567 nt
Organism: Megalops cyprinoides (Indo-Pacific tarpon)
Lineage: Eukaryota; Metazoa; Chordata; Actinopteri; Elopiformes; Megalopidae
Product: caveolin-2-like
Exons: 3
Coding region: 82-567 (161 amino acids)
Biological process (GO): caveola assembly
Cellular component (GO): caveola
Molecular function (GO): molecular adaptor activity
Source: RefSeq, a predicted model, not a curated record
GUGCUUGCAGGGGGAGUCUGGGUUGGUCUUUCUGCAUGCUGGCUCUUUGUUUCAGGCUCCUAUUCUGCAUAGACUGACACCAUGACCAGGGGGGAUACACCAGCGGACACCCAGGUGGACCUGGGAGAUGUGGAGGCCCAUUUGGAGGACGAUGUCAUCUCCACACAGAGUGACACUAGGCCCCUGCUGAAUGAGAGAGACCCCCGAGGAAUCAAUGAAUGCCUCAAGGUCACCUUUGAGGAUGUGAUUGCUGAACCACAGUCAGUGCGGAGCACUGACAAGGUUUGGAUCUGCAGCCACGCCCUGUUUGAGGUCUCCAGGGUGUGGUUCUACAGGAUCAUCACCACACUGAUUGCUGUUCCUGUGUCUCUGAUCAGUGGGAUACUUUUUGCAAUCCUGACCUGCCUCCAUAUAUGGCUAAUCAUGCCAUGUGCCCAUAUCCUCCUAAUAAACACACAGUGGCUGCAGACUCUCUGGAGCAGUGUACUGGACAUUGCAGUCUCACCAUUCUUCAGGAGCUUUGGGAAGUGCUGUGCAGCCAUUGGCAUCUACUUGACACGGGAGUGA